AUUAUACUUAGCAAAGGGAGGAAACAAAAUUGAUGAGCGGGUGGGGUGUUCUUAAUCUACUUUCGUUUUGAAAUAUACUUUUCAUUCGUAUCAGUAUCAAUAAAUACCAUCUUGCGCGAUUAUUGGUCGUCAAGAUUUCAGACCAAUUACAAUGUCCAGUAUCCAAGUGAUCUAUCUGCCGUCGUCUUGCUCCAAAAAGGAUUUACAAGUUCACUUCGCGAACCCCAGUAAUGGCGGUGGGCCAAUCAAACAGAUAUAUUACCCACUGUUUGACAACGAUGCUGUAAUCAUCUUUGAAGAUCAGCUAACCGCAGAAUUCGUCUGUAGACAUACGGAGCAUGCUAUAAAAGGGAAAGGCGUUUCUGUUAAACCAUAUCGUUACCCACCGAUCUAUACAAAGCUUCAUGCGGAGCUGGACCCAACAGCCGCCAACAUCAUACAAGCCGAUCAAGAGAUCCGAGAUGAAAUAGAACAUUGCGAAGGCCUUACACUGAACGUUAAAGAUGACGUCAUAUUGGGUAUAACAGGCGAUUGGUUCCAGCUGGAAUGGGUCUGGGCAAAGAUUGAAAGGUUCACGAAAGAACAGUCACACAUCCAGCGCAGAAUACAGCGAAAGAUUGAUCGUACGAAAAGCCUUGAUGAUUCGAUGAAAUCGGAGUUUCAUGCGACAACGAAAAGCAAACAUGGAGAUGAUGGCAACAGGCCCGAUGAUGAUAUCGAUGUAAAAAUGAGUAAUCCACAAAUGUAUAAGGGGAUAGAUAAUCAUUCGGCGGCAAUGACAGAGCAGAUUCGUGACGAUGAUGCACGAGCGAACGCAAACAUAGCCAAAACUCAAACUUUUGAAUUCGACCUUCAAAAGGAAGUCCCAAAGAAAUCUCAGGCGAGCGUAAAAGCGCAGACAACACACCAAAAGCCGGCGACACAUACUUCGCAGACAACAAGUGAAUACAACGAGCCUGGUGGAAGCGCAGUUAGUGUAUGUGAAAUAGAAAUAUUGGGUAAACCGGGUACCCUAUUGAGUCUGGACUUAAAGUAUGGAGAACUGAAAGUCAGCGUCUACGCGGGCUUGAUCACAAUGGAAGAGACAGACGUGAUCGUUAACGCCGCCAUGGGGCCGCUUGUCAACGGAGGGGGCGUCGCCUGGGCUAUUGCAUCAAACGCUAGCCCAAAGCUUCAGGAAGAGUGCGACGCGUACGUCAAAAGACACGGUAACGUACCCACGUCAGGCGUCAUGCAUACGGUCGCUGGCGGGAAGUUGAGCCAGAACGUAAAGCACGUGAUUCACGCGGUUGGGCCGGUGUGGGACGUCCUGAAUCAAGAUGACAAGUGUAUGCGGAAGCUGACCAUGACCUUUUUGAACUCACUGAAGUAUGGGAACGAAGAAUUACGUGUGUCAUCCAUUUCCUUUCCGCUUAUAAGCUCUGGAAUAUUCGGCUGCCCAGUGGAGGUUUGUACAAGGUCGUUUCUGUACGCCAUUAUCCUGUUCGGAAGCUUAUACCCUGACGCUGGCUUGACGGAGAUCCAUUUAGUGAAUAAUGAUGAGAACAACACCGGUCUUACAGUCGCUUCUCUACGAGAAAUGAUUCAGCAGGGAAGUGUGCAUCUUCUGGAUAAGGCCAGACGAAUUUACAGGGAAUUUGACGCAGGUAUUGAAACUGUGGUCCGAGUCGCCGGACAGAAACUCGCGCUUGAUGAAAGAACAAAACGAAACGAUCUACCCAUUAUGUCGGACACCGCUGUAAAGGGCCACAAAUCUGAAAGCACAAAACUCCCGACGGAUGGCAGCAAAACCGUUGAGCCAAGACCUUUGCCACCAACCCCAAACACAAUGAUGCCGACUAAAACUGACAAAAAGAAGAAAUAAGCGCGCGUAAAAAAGUUUGUGUUAGCUUCAUACGAGAGACUUUGGUUGCGUUGAUUUGAUGGGAAAAUCUCCGAGUGAUCAUCAUAAACAAUGACACACCAGUGCGUUGCAGGUUGAAUACGUUAACAGGGUUCUACAAUCCAAAAAAUAUCAACUAUAUGUGAAAUUGUUUUAAUAAAGAAAUGUACAACUUGAUUUGCUACCGUUUUCAAUCAUGUUGGUGAAAAUCCUUUAGGAACGCAUACUAUAAAAUGAACUGUUGAGCUGAUGUCAUUCGCAUCAAUCGCAUGAUAUGUGUUGCGUUCUGAUAAAACUGGGCAUAAUGCAUGUGCGUAAAGUGUUGUCCCAGAUUAGCCUGUGCAGUCCGCACAGGCUAAUCAGGGACGACAUUGUCCGCCUAAAUUGGAUUUUUUGCUAAGAAGAGACGUCAUUUAGACGAAAAUGUCAUAAAAGCGGAAAGUGUCUUCCCUGAUUAGCCUGUGCGGACUACACAGGCUAAUCUGGGACGACACUUUACGCACAUGCAUUAUGCCCAGUUUUCUCAGAACACAACUAAUAUUAAUACGACUUGCUUGCUUUAAUGCGCUAUGCUUUCUAGAAUACCAUAUGCUGUGUGUUCGGUUAACUUUUGCUGAUUUUGUAAUGUUAUAAACAGCAAUUACUUAAAAUACUUCUCGAAUACUUAAUAAGAUGGGAAAGAAUUCGAUUUGCAUAUGAAAAUAGUGAACUUGUACAGGUACCUCAGGGUUGGGCAGCAUACUAUGCGCCUUAAAAAUAUUGGAUCUAUAAGAUAAGGUGUGUGUGCAGAAUGCAAGGGGCUUAAAUAUGGAAUCUCUACGGACAGUGUGUGAAAAAGUGGGUGGGGACAUCAUGCAUAGAACGUUAAAAGGGGCAUUGUGGUGUGAACGAAGUCAAUGGACUGUCAAAAUAUUGAAUCUGCACAUAUAAAGGGUGAACGGGGCCGUUAAAUGUUGAAUCUGUACAGAAAUUGGGUGGAAAAGAAUGGAAGGGCGACUGUAAAUGUUGAAUCUGUACAUGCAUAUGGGCAGUGACAGCAUUGGCGGAGUUUUAUACAGGAUCACGAUACAAUGAUGAAAUCGAAUCACCACAAUAUUUUGAUAACCCAUAUUAACUUGAGACAUUUGAAACUUUAAAAGAAAUUUAGUAUAAGUAUGUUAAAUAUUGUUUUGCUAAUAGCCACUUUUAGUUUUAUCUGUGUAUAAACCUUUCGGUAGAUAUAUUUAAUAAAAUAUAGAUUGAUAA
Molecule: messenger RNA, 3127 nt
Organism: Dreissena polymorpha
Lineage: Eukaryota; Metazoa; Mollusca; Bivalvia; Myida; Dreissenidae
Exons: 6
Coding region: 152-1864 (570 amino acids)
Source: RefSeq, a predicted model, not a curated record